AUGAUGAGAACAUGUCUCAUAAGCGGAGUGGCGCGGGCGGCGGCCGACAGUUGCUGCGCGACCGCCGCCGCGCUACUUACACGACUACCGAAGAUUCACCGGUCUUUAAAACACCACCAACUAAUAUCAAAAUCAUCAAAUAAAAUGGCGUAUUCCUGGGAUAAUAGAGUUGCAUUUGUUGUGAGAUACCUUUAUGAUAUCGACAACAAUGGCUACUUGGAUGCACACGAUUUCGUAUGCCUGGCACUGCGCACAUGCGUGUUGGAGGGCAAAGGCGACUGCAGCGCGGGUCGCCUACAGAAAUACCAGCAUGUGAUGCUGAGUCUGUGGGAGGAGAUCGCGCAACUCGCGGACUUCGACAAGGUGCCAGAUUAUGAUGGUAUGAUAACGGUCGACGAGUUCAAACAAGCCGUGAAAAACAGCUGUGUCGGUCGUAGAUAUGAGGACUUUCCUCAGGCAAUGAAAGCGUUCAUUGAGACUAACUUUAGGAUGAUAGACAUUAACGCUGACGGUGUGAUCGCCAUAGAAGAGUACAGAUAUGAUUGUGUACAGCGAAUGGUUUUAGAAGACAUCAAAGAAAUAGAUGAAGCCUACUAUUCUCUACUUAACGACGACGACAGGAGGAAAGGUGGUUUGACAUUGUCGAGAUAUCAAGAACUUUUUGCCCAAUUCCUAGGUGACGAAAGCGAAGACGUCCAAGCGAAACAUUUAUUUGGACCUUUAGAAGCAUAA
Messenger RNA from Arctia plantaginis, 732 nucleotides. The record is from the annotation of a GenBank genome assembly. Lineage: Eukaryota; Metazoa; Arthropoda; Insecta; Lepidoptera; Erebidae.